AUGGACAGAGGCGACAAGGCGUCGCCCACACUUCUCGAUCAUGCAACCUACGUCGGUCCUGUAUCAGUGAGGACUACCACGUUUCGCGAACGAGGUUUAUUCACGAUGGAAAUUGUCAAAGCUGGUGAUAUUCUCUUCUGUGAGAAAGCCUUUUCGCCCGCCUUUCAUGACGCCAACGAGUUCAGACAGGGCCUUGCCUUUUUGAUCAACGCAAAAACAGACGCUAUGACGGUGGGGACCCAAGCUGAGCUUAUUAAGUAG
Molecule: messenger RNA, 261 nt
Organism: Aspergillus tanneri
Lineage: Eukaryota; Fungi; Ascomycota; Eurotiomycetes; Eurotiales; Aspergillaceae
Product: TPR domain protein
Exons: 2
Coding region: 1-261 (86 amino acids)
Source: RefSeq, a predicted model, not a curated record